AGAACCACCCACGAGGACCCCUACUUUUAGAUUCUUUUUGCUCUUCUAUUUAUACAUAAUAUACCUAUUCAAGCUUGUUAUUUCUACUCUUCUUUACUCCUCCAUUGUAAAUCAACUUCUAGCUAUUCUAAUGGCAGAUGAACAAUCCAGCACAUCAGAUAAUACCUUCGUCGUCUCAGCUGAGACAACCACCGAAGAAACCUCUAAACUUGAAUUUUCAGAAGAGGAGGAAAUGCUCAUUGCUAAAAUGUUUAACUUGGUUGGGAAAAGGUGGUCAUUAAUAGCUGGAAGAAUCCCAGGAAGAACUCCUGAAGAAAUUGAGAAGUACUGCAACACGAGAUACGUAAUCCACAAGCCAGCAUCCUCCAUUAAUGAAGAAACACGAAAGCUUGAAAACAACUUACAAUGAUUGUAUUGGGAAAAAUUAAGUUCAUAUAUGGAAGUUAUUAUAAGAUGACACGUCAUGACACGUGGAUCAGUCAAAGAAGGAUAGGUGACAAAGAAUAAUCAAAGAGACACGAGCUUCAACAGGCACAUGCAGAUAUUCAAAGAGACGCUCGAAUCUCUUUAUGAUUAAAGAGAAUGAAUUUGAUAGUAAAUGAGGUUUAGAUACGUAUCAUUGGGCAUUAAAUAUGGAAAACGUUAAGGAAUCUGUAAUGAAUCAAAUAUGAUUACUAAUUGUAACGUUACAUUAAAGGCCAUUAAAUGCCAUUAAUUGUCAAUAAUGGCUCUGUUAUGGUAGAAACAAAACGUAUUACCUAGAGAUAGCUAUAAAAGGAGAAGACUGAUCAUUUGUAAGAACACGAAAUACUAUUGAAAUAUA
Nicotiana tabacum (common tobacco) is the source of this 823-nucleotide messenger RNA. Its product is annotated as MYB-like transcription factor ETC3. Gene Ontology annotation, biological process: regulation of DNA-templated transcription; cell differentiation. NCBI's taxonomy places the organism in Eukaryota, Viridiplantae, Streptophyta, Magnoliopsida, Solanales, Solanaceae. The record is from RefSeq and is a predicted model, not a curated record. Gene Ontology annotation, molecular function: transcription cis-regulatory region binding. Gene Ontology annotation, cellular component: nucleus.